Messenger RNA from Macaca mulatta (Rhesus monkey), 552 nucleotides. RefSeq names its product chromosome 10 C20orf141 homolog (gene C10H20orf141). Lineage: Eukaryota; Metazoa; Chordata; Mammalia; Primates; Cercopithecidae. The record is from RefSeq and is marked inferred.
AUGACCCGGCUCUGCUUACCCAGACCCGAAGCCCUUGAGGAUCCGAUCCCAGUUCCUCCUAGGGGCCUGGGUGCUGGGGAGGGGUUGGGUAGUCCAGUGCAUCCACGUGUGUCCUCCUGGGGCCCUAACUGGGCCCAGCUCCUGGACAGUGUCCUAGGGCUGGGGGCACUAGGGCUGACAAUCCGGGCAGUCUUUUCCACAACUGGCCCAGCCCUGCUGCUGCUUCUGGUCAGCUUCCUCGCCUUUGACCUGCUCCAUAGGCCCGCAGGUCGCACUCUGCCACAGCACAAACUUCUCACGAGGGGCCAGAGUCAGGGGGCCGGUGAGGGUCCAGGACAGCAGGAGGCUCUACUCUUGCAAAUGGGGAGAGUCUCAGGACAACUUAGCCUCCAGGACGCGCUGCUGCUGCUGCUCAUGGGGCUGGGCCCGCUUCUGAGAGCCUGCGGCAUGCCCUUGACCCUGCUUGGCCUGGCUUUCUGUCUCCAUCCUUGGGCCUGAGAGCCCCUCCGCACAACUCAGUGUCCUUCAAAUAUACAAUGGCCACCCUGCUUC